CUGGCAAACACUUCGCCAAAAGAUUGAACUCGAGUUUGGGCAGUCUUCAUAACUACCCUGCGAAACUGCGUUGAGGAAAUAGGAGAGAGCGCAGCAGUCUGCAUACAUCGUGAUGGGUCCUCAAUCCGAAGGAGGGCCAUCUGGCGACGGUCGCAACUUCGGUGGUCAAUAUACUGCGUACGAUCCAGCUCGAGAGGCUGUAAAGGAUUAUAAUGGACACGAUGAAGGAAGACGAUAUCAGUCGGAGAGAAAUGUAGAGCAGGACACCACACUUGCGAGACCAAAUGCCUUUGGCAUGGAGAACAGAAUGACCGCAUCGCCAUCAGGUAGUGCGAGUGGCAGAGAAAGAGAUAGAGAUGGUCAACCGCCAAAGACUAGCGGGGAGCGCAAUCGAUCACGGACAAGAAAUGGUAGGACUGCGUCUGGGACAUUGAGGAUCUGCAAGAAGUGCGGUGAACCUCUGACUGGUCAAUUCGUUCGCGCUCUAGGCGGUACUUUCCACUUGGAUUGUUUUCGUUGUCGGGAUUGUGGAGAGAUAGUAGCUUCGAAAUUCUUCCCAGUCGACGAAGAAAAUGGCGAAGGUCAAUAUCCCCUGUGCGAAACCGACUACUUUCGUCGAUUAGAUUUGAUAUGCCAGAAAUGCAAAGGUGCUCUUCGAGGAUCGUAUAUCACAGCUCUCGACAAGAAAUACCACAUCGACCAUUUCACAUGCUCUGUAUGUCCUACAGUAUUUGGCGCCCAGGAUAGUUACUACGAGCACGAUGGUCAGGUCUACUGUCAUUUCCAUUACUCCACGCAGUUUGCACAACGAUGCAAUGGAUGUCAGACGGCGAUUCUCAAGCAAUUCGUGGAGAUUUUUCGAAAUGGUCAAAACCAGCACUGGCACCCUGAGUGUUAUAUGAUUCACAAGUUCUGGAAUGUACGGCUAGCUUCGUCGCAAGAGAGACCCGAAAAUGCGCGUCUACUGGAAGAUGUUACAGAUGAAGAAGGUCGUAACGCUGUCAGAUUGGAGGAAGAAAGAAUGGAAGAUAAGGUUUAUCGAAUCUGGAGUGUUCUUUCGACUUUCGAAGAAUCCUCUGCGGCCUGUAUCUCAGACAUGCUUCUUCAUGUUAGCAACGGUGCUUAUGUCGAUGGGGUUUUGACUGCCAAGAAGUUCAUCUUACAUGUUGACAUCCUCUUCCGCUCUGCAGAUAAGCUCGAUGCGACAAUGGCUAAGCUGGGUCCAAAGGGUCUGUCUUACGCAAGGGAAGCAAAAUUGCUGUGCAAGAAGAUUGUGGCAUUCUUUGCUCUUCUGUCGAAAACCCAGGAAAGCGGCGUUCGAAAGCUCGGUGUUACUCAAGAACUGUUGGCACUUGUUACUGGCCUGGCACAUUAUCUGAAACUCUUGAUUCGGAUAUGUCUUCAAGGGGCUUUGAAGGUUGAGCGAGAACAACAUACAUCUGAUUGUCUCCAUGUAUUUUUGGACGAUUUGGGCGAUAUGGAACUUAUCAAGAACGACGACCGGUCUCUGGAAGCUACCACUGGAACACCUAGCCUUGGAGCCCCCAAUUCUGAUGACUGCGUCACGUGUCGGCGAGAUAUCGAGGAUGAGUGCGCACGUUCUGGUGAGCGAAGAUGGCACCGAAGCUGUUUACAAUGCACGAAUUGUGCACGAGAGCUUGGUCAAAACCUUGAAGAUGCCAGAUGGAGCAACCAAGAUCAACGUGUCUAUUGCAACAACUGCGAAGGCCGGGCUCCUGGUUCUAUUGGCGGUUUUGAGCGUGUCACGAAGCUCCAGCAAUACGUGUUCCUUCUCCGAGUCGCCCUUGCAAGACUCUUGGAUAUGCUACGCAACAGCGGUGCUUUGCCUCAUACUUCCGACGACCCCAACCUGAACGGAUACAAUUCUAGCGAAGGUUAUCGGUUACCAGCAGAUGCUGACCCACCACUUCUCAGAUCAGAUACUCGAUCAAAAUCUUUCGGUGGCAAUGCGGAUGAGAAUCGAAAUUCGUCGACGUACGAAAGUGCUCUGAAUGAUGUUCGUCGCUUGCGAAGUACCCGAAUGGAUAGACACCUCUCGUCAAAUAUCAAGAAGGCAAGAACAUCACGAAUUCUUGAUGGCCCUGAAGGUCGUAGUGCCAGACCAGGAUCUUCGGGAGCUGAUGGGUCAGACUCGAGAGACCCUGGCUUCAAGAUCGUAGAAGAGCGUGAUGGCAACGGAGAGGCUCGAACACAACUUAUGUUCGGUCGCGAAGAUGGAAUCACCUUGGACGAUAUCCCCAGAAUCAUGGCGACUCACCAAGCAAAAGAACAACGCCCUAAUGCUUAUAAGCAUGCUCGAGACCCUUUCAGGAACUCUAUGGGUGCAGAGGCAAAGCUGAUCAAUGGUCAUCAACGCAACAUAUCCAGCGGCAAUGAUCUUGAUCAAGCCACCGGAGAGCCUUCACCCCAGAAGCGCGAAGGCAAGAAGUACUUCUCAGAGCUGUCAGCACUGGAGUACUUCAUUGUCCGCCACGUAGCAGUCAUCACCAUGCAACCGAUGUUGGAAGGGCAUUUCACCAUGGAAGAAUUACUCAACUUGAUCGAGAGCAGAAAGCCAGCGAAUUUCUGGAACAAGAUGGGCAAGGCAUUCAAGGGCAACGAUGGCAAGAAAGGUGGUAAGAAGAAGGGCGUCUUUGGCGUUCCACUUGAUGUGAUCAUCGAUAGAGAUGGUGCAGAUUCAACAGAUGGUAUUGGACCUGGUGCAUUACGAAUCCCUGCCAUUGUUGAUGAUAUUGUCACUACGAUGCGAAAGAUGGAUCUGUCCGUCGAAGGUGUUUUCCGAAAGAACGGCAACAUCAAGCGCCUGAACGAUUCUAUCGCCAUCAUCGACAAGGAAGGUUGCGACGCGGUCGACUUUACCAAGGAAAAUGUUGUGCAGAUUGCUGCUCUACUCAAGAAGUACCUUCGAGAGCUUCCAGAUCCGCUUUUGACCUUCAAGCUUCAUCGACUAUUUAUCGCUUCUCAAAAAAUCGCAGAUGAAGACAAACGACGUCGGGUACUGCAUCUCACCUGUUGCUUGCUACCAAAAGCUCACAGAGAUUGUCUCGAGAUCCUUUGCUCCUUCUUCAAUUGGGUUGCUUCCUUCCAUCAAGUCGAUGAAGAAUCUGGCUCAAAGAUGGAUACGCACAACUUGGCGACUGUCAUUGCUCCUAACAUCCUCUAUACCAAUGCGAAGGGACCGGUCGAUGAUAACUUUCUGGGAAUUGAAGUUGUACACACGCUCAUCGAGUGCAAUGAGCAAAUGUGUGAAGUACCAGAAGACCUUCAGUCCAUCUUAGGCGAUCAAACACUCUUCAAUAAUCCCAGUGAUAUCACCACCAAAGAGAUCCUUAAGCGAUAUGGCGAUCUGGGAAUGAACGGCGGACCACGACAUGAGGUUCAAACAACUGAAUUGCCUCAUCGUUCGAAGGAUGGCAGUGGUCGUGCUUUAGCUCCCCAGGUCACCCGAGUUGACACAGACCCUUCCCAAGCCUACGCUUGGCAGAAGGAAGCCAGCGUUCGACAUGUGCAGGAACCUUCAGCACCUUAUGGAGGUCCUUCAAACAAUUCCCAGCAACAAUGGCAAGGCCAAGAUCUCGAGCAACCUGCACCGUACGUUCAUCGUAAUGGUACUCCGGAUAGUCAAAAGGAUGCUAGACGAGAAUACCGAAACUCUGGAUGGCGACCACAAAAUGGCUCUGUUGGUGUCACUGGUGCAGGAUGAUUUUGAGUGCACGAACGCUUAAUAUCGAUCAUUCUAUUUUCCACACGACACCUUUUCUACACGGCCCAAUCUUACCUCGAGACCAGGCUCGUUCCACGACCACACUACGACCGAUCUCAUCCUCCCUUGACGACAA
This is a messenger RNA of Mollisia scopiformis, 3860 nucleotides long. RefSeq names its product RhoGAP-domain-containing protein. NCBI's taxonomy places the organism in Eukaryota, Fungi, Ascomycota, Leotiomycetes, Helotiales, Mollisiaceae. The record is from RefSeq and is a predicted model, not a curated record. Bases 113 to 3724 code for a protein of 1203 amino acids. The transcript has 4 exons. Gene Ontology annotation, cellular component: cytoplasm. Gene Ontology annotation, biological process: actin cytoskeleton organization; signal transduction.